Molecule: messenger RNA, 630 nt
Organism: Entamoeba dispar SAW760
Lineage: Eukaryota; Evosea; Mastigamoebida; Endamoebidae
Exons: 1
Coding region: 1-630 (209 amino acids)
Source: RefSeq, a predicted model, not a curated record
AUGAAAGAAAUAGGACUUCACUUUCCAACUGUAUCAGUUUCAUGGUUCCCUACAUAUAUAAAAACAGAAAAUGAAACAACAACACCUGAAGCACAAUUAAAAAUGGUUCAAAAUAGUAGUCAUAUACAACAACAAAUAUAUUACCCAGGUGGAGCAUUUCAAAUAACAACAAUAAUUAAAGCACAAACUAUUCAAGAACAAAACUUUUAUGGACCAACAAGAGUAGAAGGUUUUUGGACUUACGAUGAAAAUAAUAUCUCUUGGAAUCCUUAUACAAAUGAAAAUGUAACUAUCCCAUUUUAUCCUUGGUAUAUUAUAGCAGUAGAAACAACAAAUAAAACAAACAUAGGAGAAGAAGACCAGUUAAUAGACUUCAAUCUCCAAUGGUAUAUAACCUGCUCCUUUGAUAGAUAUAUUUGCACUCCAACAGAAGAUGAAGAUAAUGAACCUAAUCCAGACAUAACACUAGUAGAUUUAAACUAUACAAUUACAAACGAUGACAUUAAUAAUAGAGAAGACAUAACAUUAGAACCAAAUGUACAUGAAGCUUAUGAAAAAGUAACUUUAAAAUUUCAACCAAAACAAAAACAAGUAAUAACUCUUCAAAUAACAAAUAAAACUUUAAAUUAA